Molecule: messenger RNA, 3594 nt
Organism: Rhinolophus ferrumequinum (greater horseshoe bat)
Lineage: Eukaryota; Metazoa; Chordata; Mammalia; Chiroptera; Rhinolophidae
Gene: CHST15
Product: carbohydrate sulfotransferase 15
Exons: 8
Coding region: 1555-3240 (561 amino acids)
Biological process (GO): hexose biosynthetic process
Molecular function (GO): N-acetylgalactosamine 4-sulfate 6-O-sulfotransferase activity
Source: RefSeq, a predicted model, not a curated record
AGACCUCUGCAUUGAUGGCCAGGGAUGCAGAGCAGAAGUUGGUGACCUCUGGGCAGGUUAUCAUUCCUGGUGGUUGAGAUGAAGCCUCAAGCAAUAAAGAUCCCGUUUUUUCAGAAAAACAGGAAGGGGGGCAAGGCUCUGUCAGGAAGCACCCCUCAGCGGUGUGCGGCACUCUGUUUAGGAAGUACUUUCAGCUCCACUUCUGGUUGCUUUAAGUAUGAGGGUGCUGGACUGUGGCCAUGGGGACAUGGGCAGGCAGAAGGCUAUGUGACUGAAGACAAGGAUUCUUCUCUGUCCCUUGGACCUGCUUCCUGAGAGGCUGGGCUUGGUGCUCUAAGCGCCCCUUGAGUCGAGUCUUCCAGAAUUCAAAGUGUCUUUUCUUUAACUAAUGGCGUCUUCAGUCCUGAAUCCGGGGAGUAGACCACUGGUGCCGCUUCCGUGACCUCGGGCAGCCCAGGUGGUUUCCCGGAGCACGGCCUCCUGGCCACUGCGGCAGGCAGUGGCGCUCGGGGUCCCGCCGAGUCUUCCCUCCGGGUAGAAGCAAACAGGCUGGGCCCAGGAGCCCCGAGAGCCUUGGCGGGAUGCAAAAACACAACAGAGGGCGCAGAACCCACCAGCGCCGGGCCUUGAAUAUCAAUGUAUGGACCCGCUCCAGACCGCCAAGUUGGUUAAAAAUGUCUCUGGCAGGGUGUCACGGGCAGACUUCAGGGGUCUCGGAUUGCUUUCCAUUUGGAAUCCCCGCAUCACACAAACCGUGUUUACUUGGAAGGGGAGGGGGCGGGGACCAAACCCACCGCUCGGCGCACACGCCUUGAUCUCACAUUCCAGACUCGAGCUGUUGUGUGUCAGCGCGACAUGGGGCGGGGGGAGGGUUCUCUUCGGAUGUUUCAUUCGCCAUCUGCACGUCACUCCCAAACUUUUCCUCCCUGCGUUCGGGGAAUCAGGUUGACGCGCCCUGGAUGCGGGGCUCGAGGUGCAGGCUGGGCGCGCUCCCGCGGAGCCCGAGCCGCAGAGGCUCCCCGGCUGGACUCGGGUUUCUCAGGUAAUCUGACAUCUUAAAGAUUUUGCUCCCCCUACAGAGGAAACAUUUCAAAGGAACACGGGGGUGAAAAAGGAAAAAUCUUCACAGGUGUCUCCAUGGAUGGCAAGCCAAUCCAUCCCAAACUGAGAAGACCAUGAUAUCUGCAAAUCUCUUGGGUGUUUCCAUGUUCUCCAGGGAGAAUUCUUCCCCUUUGUUUUGUGCCAUGGGAAAAACCUGAAGGACGGCAGAAUUGCUCCCGAACUUGUGACUUUUCCAACGGUUGCAGUGGCGCUGACAGAACAUGAUAAUUGGAGAUCACUUCCUUCUGUUGUCUUUCAGAGUUGAACCAAAGAACACCCUUCCUUCUUCUCUAGUGCUUUGGCACCUGCUCAUUUUUAUAUUUGUUGCUAUUGCUUGUGUCUUCCAACUAUCUUAUGUAAUCGCAAGACCUCGUUAAAGUUUUCCAGCAGACUUGCAGCGUACCAGGACUCCUCGCUCAUGGCUCGGUGGGCCAGCCAUCCAAGGGCAUUACCAUGACGCACUGCAUUAAUUGCUGCAUACAGUUGUCACCUGACGACACGCACAAACAGCAGAUUGGCUGCCGAGGAGGCCCCCAACACAGUCGCCAGGAGUGCCCCGUGUGCAAAGGAGAAAACAAAAUAGUGUUUCGUGUGGACGGUAAGCAGAUGAACUUGCUUGCUGUUCUCGAAGUGAGGGCUGAGGGGAACGAAAGCUGGGGCGGGUUUUUGCGCUUCAAGAAGGGAAAGCGAUGCAGCCUCGUCUUUGGAUUGAUUAUAAUGACCUUGGUGAUGGCCUCUUACAUCCUUUCUGGGGCCCACCAAGAGCUUCUCAUCUCAUCGCCUUUCCAUUACGGCACCUUCCCCAGCAACCCCAGCCUGAUGGAUGGUGAAAACCCGGGUGACAUGAAAGAGCAUCACCACCAACCUUCUGUAAAUAAUAUUUCCUACGUGAAGGACUACCCAAGCAUUAAAUUAAUUAUCAACAGCAUCACAGCCAGGAUAGAGUUCACGACCAGACAGCUCCCAGACAGAGAGGAUCUGAAGAGGCAGGAAUUACACAUGUUUUCGGUAAUCCCCAAUAAAUUCCUCCCAAACAGUAAGAGCCCGUGCUGGUACGAGGAGUUCACGGGGCGGAACACCACCGACCCCUACCUGACCAACUCCUACGCGCUCUAUUCCAAGCGGUUCCGCGCCACCUUCGAUGCCCUGCGGAAGGCCUUCUGGGGCCACCUGUCCCACGCCGCCGGGAAGCACUUCCGCCUGCGCUGCCUGCCCCACUUCUACAUCAUCGGGCAGCCCAAGUGCGGCACCACCGACCUCUACGACCGCCUCCGGCUGCACCCCGAGGUGAAGUUCUCCGCCAUCAAGGAGCCACACUGGUGGACCCGGAAGCGCUUUGGAAUCGUCCGCCUAAGAGAUGGGCUACGGGACCGCUACCCUGUGGAAGACUAUCUGGACCUCUUUGACCUGGCCGCACACCAGAUCCAUCACGGACUGCAGGCCAGCUCUGCAAAGGAGCACAGCAAGAUGAACAGAAUCAUUAUCGGGGAGGCCAGCGCCUCCACCAUGUGGGAUAACAAUGCCUGGACCUUCUUUUACGACAACAGCACGGAUGGCGAGCCGCCCUUUCUGACCCAGGACUUCAUCCAUGCCUUUCAGCCAGACGCAAAACUGAUUGUCAUGCUCAGGGAUCCCGUGGAGAGGUUGUACUCAGACUAUCUCUACUUCGCAAGUUCAAAUAAAUCUGCAGAUGACUUCCAUGAAAAAGUGACCGAAGCUCUGCAGCUGUUUGAAAAUUGCAUGCUGGACUACUCGCUGCGCGCCUGCGUCUACAACAACACCCUCAACAACGCCAUGCCUGUCAGGCUACAAGUCGGGCUGUAUGCUGUGUACCUUCUGGACUGGCUCACUGUUUUUAAUAAAAAACAGUUCCUCGUUCUUCGCCUGGAAGACCACGCAUCCAAUGUCAAGUACACCAUGCACAGGGUCUUCCAGUUUCUCAACCUCGGGCCCUUAAGUGAGAAACAAGAGGCCCUGAUGACAAAGAGCCCCGCAUCCAACACUCGGCGUCCCGAGGACCGGAACCUGGGGCCCAUGUGGCCGGUCACACAGAAGAUUCUGCAGGACUUCUACGGGCCUUUCAACGCCAAGCUGGCGCAGGUCCUCGCCGACGAGGCUUUCACCUGGAAGAAGACAUGAGGCCGAGUUCCUACUCUCAUCACCAGGCCUGUGGGCUCAUUAUUACCAUGAUUUUAAAGUCUCUUCUUUAUGGGGAAUCGUACUCACAGCAUGGAGAAAACCCUGAGACCUGAGUCUCCUUUCCCUCCCAAGCACAUGUCUAUUAUCAACCUUUCAGAACUUCCUUUUGAUGUCACCUAGCCCAGCAGCAGACCCGUCACAGCGCUCAUCCACCUGAAGCCACUGGAAACCCCACUUCCGGACGCAUUGCCUUCUGCUCGGAGGCUGGCCGGUGCUCCUGGGAUGUGGCCGGCGGGCUGGGUGCUGAGGGGAGAGCAUCGAGUCUGGGGCCUGGGACUCUGCGGUCCAUCGGAG